Molecule: messenger RNA, 2306 nt
Organism: Sceloporus undulatus (fence lizard)
Lineage: Eukaryota; Metazoa; Chordata; Lepidosauria; Squamata; Phrynosomatidae
Exons: 1
Coding region: 411-1499 (362 amino acids)
Source: RefSeq, a predicted model, not a curated record
GUCUUCAAGGGACGACUGAUCUGGAGCCAGGAGACGGUCCAGAUCACCACCGACGCGAGCCUGAGGGGUUGGGGAGCCCACUGCGGACACCAGAUGGCACAGGGGAGGUGGUCCCUCGAAGAACAGGCCAUGUCCAUCAACAGACUGGAGCUGAGGGCAGUAAGGCUGGCCCUACUGUCCUUCCACCAGUCAGUCCUCAACAGGUCUGUCCUGAUCAGAACGGACAACACGUCGACGAAAGCUCACAUCAACCGCGAGGGCGGCACGAGGUCAAAGGACCUGAUGACCGAGUCACGCCUUCUAUUCCGUUGGGCAGAAGAGCACCUGGUCUCCAUCGUGGCAGAACACCUACAGGGCAAGCUCAACACGAUUGCCGAUUGGCUGAGCCGGACAGAGGUCGACCAGGGCGAAUGGGAACUCCAUCCCGAGGUGUUCCGUCUGAUAUCCCGCCAGCUAGGCCAGCCGCGGAUAGACAUGUUCGCCUCCCCGAUAAAUGCCAAACUGCCCAGGUUCGUGUCACGCUUCCAGACAGAAGGGGCCGAGGCGGUGGACGCCCUCAACCUAGAGUGGCCAGACGAACUGGCUUACGCCUUCCCACCUCUGCCUCUGCUGCCCAGGCUGUUGGCCAAGAUCAGGAGACAAAAGAUCAAGGUGAUUCUGGUGGCGCCAGCGUGGCCAAGACGCCCUUGGUUCUCCGAGAUCCGGACUAUGACAUCAGCCAGCUUGGCCCUACCACAGCGCCGAGACCUCCUGAGUCAGGGUCAGAUCCUCCACCCCGACCCUCAGUGGCUGAACCUUCACGCCUGGAGGCUGAACGCCUCAUGCUACGCUGGUGUGGAUACUCUACAGAAGUCAUAGAAUCCAUCCUGGCCGCUAGACGACCAUCUACCAACCGCAUCUACGAGGCUACCUUCAGAUCCUUCAAGAGAUGGUGCAAGCUGAAGCGUGUCAACUUCCUCGACUUCUCGAUCCCGACGCUACUCCAGUUCCUUCAAGACGGCAUUAAAAAAGGUCUCAGACCCAACACUAUAAGGAGACAGGUGGCGGCCAUCACUUCGGUGCUACCUCACAAGAAGGCGUCAGUCAUGUCAUCUCAUCCUCAUGUUAAGAGGCUGCUGAGGGGCCUCUCUAACAGGGCUCCUCCUACACGUCAUCGCUUCCCGACCUGGAACCUUCACACAGUUCUUAAGGCCCUGACGGUGGAGCCGUUUGAGCCUAUCCGCAAAGUCUCCUUGAGAUUCCUUACCUUGAAGGUUAUCUUUCUAACGGCGAUCACGUCGGCCAGGCGGGUAUCCGAACUGGGGGCCCUGUCAGUCCGCAAGGACUUGUGCAUCUUCAGGCCAGACUCGGUGUGCCUGCGCCCGGACCCCACCUUCCUCCCGAAAGUCAAUUCACCCUUCCAUGUCUCUCAGGACAUUCUGUUGCCUUCCUUUUGCCCCAACCCCCAAAGGGACUUGGAGAAGUGCUGGCACACGCUGGACGUGCGGAGGGCCCUUUAGGUCUACCUUAAGAGAACAAAACCCUUUAGAUCUUCCGAGGCCUUGUUUGUCUCUUUUCGUCAGGGCUCUUCAGGACAAAAGGUCUCGGUGUCCACCCUGAGCAGAUGGAUCAGGACUUGCAUUGUCGAGGCUUAUAGGGCAUUAGGCCUCUCCCCCCCUGAGGGCAUUAUGGCACACUCCACUAGGAGUGCAUCCACGUCGGCCGCCCUAUUUACUAAUGCUCCGAUUGCUGAGAUCUGUAGGGCGGCCACUUGGAAGUCCUCCUCUACCUUUGUGAGGCACUACAAAUUAGACGUGUUUCAGUCCGCUGAGGCGGCCUUUGGCAGAAGGGUCCUCCAGCAGGUGGUCACUGAGUCCGCAGGUUCCGACUAGGCACCGUCCCUCCCUAGGGCGAGGGCUUUUGUAAAUCCCAGAUUACAGGAGGACAGGACCCUCUCUGCUGGGAAAACAAACGUUGGGUACUUACCGUGACACGUUAGUUUCCAGCAGAUGAGGGUCCGGUCAUCCUGCCCACCCUCGGUGCCCCUGCGGCUCAGCGCGACCUGUUGCUUGACCCUUCCUUUAUUUCUAGUUCGCUGGUUUUGCUGGUUUACUGUUACUUGCUGUCAAGCCAUUUGGGACCGGUCUCACGAGACGGCCCUUAUCAUGUUUAGUUUUAUGCUGUUCCUUAUGAUUGCCUAUUAAAGGUCAGUUAUUUUAUCCUGCUUCGCUUGGCUUGUCAUUGACUGAGGCCCAGAGGGGUUAGUCCCUCCCUAUAUAGGGGCCGGUCUUCUUUUGUCCCUGCCUACAGGAGCAAAUGGGAGGUAC